AUGGUUGAUGAGAAGCUGGCCAUGGCUGGUAAAGAAGAACAGAUCCAGCUAGAAUUCCGAAGGAGCAGACCCAGACCGUACGGGUUGGUGAUUCCCAUCAGCACCAACGCAGAUGGAAGCUACGUCUCCAAUAUCCUCUCUGCCACUCACCAGAGGAGGUGGGCGCGGGAGGCAUCCCAGAGCCCCAGACAGCUGUAUUUUAACGUCACCGCCUUCGGGAGGGAAUUCCAUCUCCGGCUGAAGCCCAACACGCGCCUGGUGGCCCCCGAGGCCGUGGUGGAGUGGUACGAAGACUCUGUGCAAACAGGGAAGGAUGCUGGGAACGGGAGCCAGGCUGGAACCUCUGCCCAGAGGCUGUGGAAAAGGGAACCCCUCUGGACCAACUGCGCCUACGUGGGGGACAUCACCGACAUCCCCGGGGCUUCCGUGGCCAUCAGCAACUGUGAUGGGCUGGCUGGAAUGAUAAGAACCAAUAAGGAUGAGUACUUCAUCGAGCCUUUGGAGAGAGGAAAGCAGAUGGAGGAGGAGAAGGGAAGGAUCCACAUGGUGUACAGGCGCUCAGCUGCUGUGCAGCAUCCCACCGACCUGCUCCCUGAUGUCCACAGAGAAGGACCUCUGCUGGGUGGCCCUGGAGAGCUGAGCUCCCUGUUGGGCAGCGCCGAGCAGCAGCUGAACGACACCCUGCGGCGACGCCGGCACGCGGGGGACGACGACUACAACAUCGAGGUGCUGCUGGGGGUGGAUGACUCCGUCGUCCGGUUCCACGGCAAAGAACACGUGCAAAACUACCUCCUCACCCUCAUGAACAUUGUGAAUGAAAUUUACCACGAUGAAUCCCUGGGUGUUCACAUAAAUGUCGUGCUGGUCCGGAUGAUCAUGUUGGGGUAUGCGAAGUCCAUUAGCUUGAUUGAAAGGGGGAACCCCUCGAGGAGCUUGGAGAAUGUUUGCCGCUGGGCAUAUCAGCAGCAGAAGUCGGACCCCAACCACUCUGAGCACCACGAUCAUGCCAUCUUCUUAACCAGGCAAGAUUUUGGGCCUGCUGGUAUGCAAGGAUAUGCUCCUGUUACCGGCAUGUGUCACCCAGUCCGAAGCUGCACCCUCAACCACGAGGACGGGUUUUCAUCCGCUUUUGUUGUUGCUCAUGAAACUGGUCACGUGCUGGGGAUGGAGCACGACGGGCAAGGGAACCGCUGCGGGGACGAGACGGCCAUGGGCAGCGUUAUGGCUCCCCUGGUGCAGGCCGCCUUUCAUCGCUACCACUGGUCCAGGUGCAGCGGCCAAGAACUCAAAAGAUACAUACACUCUUAUGACUGUCUUCUUGACGACCCUUUCGAACACGAUUGGCCCAAGCUUCCCGAGCUGCCAGGCAUCAAUUACUCCAUGGACGAGCAGUGCCGCUUUGAUUUUGGCGUGGGCUAUAAAAUGUGCACAGCGUUCCGAACCUUUGACCCGUGCAAGCAGUUGUGGUGCAGCCACCCAGAUAACCCCUAUUUCUGUAAGACUAAGAAGGGACCUCCACUCGACGGGACAGAAUGUGCCCCUGGAAAAUGGUGCUAUAAAGGUCACUGCAUGUGGAAGAACGCAAACCAGCUGAAGCAGGAUGGCAACUGGGGACCCUGGACAAAAUUCGGCUCCUGCUCCCGAACCUGCGGAACCGGAGUUCGCUUCCGAACACGCCAGUGCAACAAUCCAAUGCCCAUCAACGGAGGUGAAGAUUGUGCCGGUGUCAAUUUUGAGUUUCAACUUUGCAACACAGAGGAGUGUCCCAAGCACUUUGAGGACUUCAGGGCCCAGCAGUGUCAGCAGCGCAACUCCCACUUCGAGUAUCAGAACAGCAAGCACCACUGGCUGCCCUACGAGCACCCUGACUCUAAUAAGAGAUGUCACCUGUACUGUCAGUCCAAGGAGACUGGAGAUGUUGCCUACAUGAAGCAGUUGGCACACGACGGGACUCGCUGCUCCUAUAAGGAUCCCUACAGCAUCUGUGUCCGCGGGGAAUGCGUGAAGGUGGGUUGUGACAAGGAGAUCGGCUCCAACAAGGUUGAGGACAAGUGUGGUGUCUGCGGCGGGGACAACUCUCAUUGCCGAACGGUGAAGGGAACCUUCACCCGCACUCCCAAAAAGCUCGGGUACCUUAAGAUGUUUGACAUCCCUCCCGGUGCUCGACAUGUGUUUAUCCAAGAAGACGAGGCUUCUCCUCACUUUCUUGCAAUUAAGAACCAGGCUACAGGACACUACAUUCUGAACGGGAAGGGGGAGGAGGCCAGAUCCCGGUCCUUCAUCGACCUGGGCGUGGAGUGGGAGUACAACAUCGAAGAUGACAUUGAAACCCUCCACACGGACGGGCCCUUGCACGAUGCGGUGGUUGUGCUGAUCAUUCCUCGGGAGAACGACACAAGAUCCAGCCUGACUUACAAAUACAUCAUUCACGAGGAUUCGGUACCAACCAUCAACAGCAACAACGUCCUGCAGGAGGAAACAGACACCUUUGAGUGGGCCUUGAAGAGUUGGUCGCAGUGCUCCAAACCCUGCGGUGGAGGGUUCCAGUACACCAAAUACGGGUGCCGCAGGAAGAGUGAUAACAAAAUGGUUCAUCGCAGCUUCUGUGAAGCCAGCAAAAAGCCAAAGCCCAUUCGUAGAAUGUGCAACCUUCAGGAAUGCACCCAGCCUCUCUGGGCAGCAGAGGAGUGGGAACACUGCACAAAGACCUGUGGGAGCUCGGGCUACCAGCUGCGCACCGUGCGUUGCCUCCAGCCCCUCCCCGACGGCGGGAACCGCUCGGUGCAUUUCAAGUACUGCGGGGGCGAGCGGCCCGACAGCCGCCGGCCCUGCAACCGCCUGCCCUGCCCGGCCCAGUGGAAGCCCGGGCCAUGGUCUGAGUGCUCGGUGACGUGCGGGGAGGGGACGGAGAGCCGGCACAUCUCCUGCCGCGCCGGAGACCACUGCCAGGGGGAGAAGCCCGACGCCGUGAGGGUUUGUAAACUGGCCCCCUGUAACGAUGAGCCCUGCAUGGGAGAUAAAUCUAUCUUCUGUCAGAUGGAGGUGCUUGCCCGUUACUGUUCCAUCCCUGGCUACAACAAGCUGUGCUGCGAGUCCUGCAGCAAGCGCAGCAGCACCCUCCCGCCCCCCUUCCUCACCCAAGCGGCCGAGACCGCCGAGGACGUGAUGUUUGAUGAGGGUGACCUGCCCAGGGCUCUGAUGAUGCCCACACCCCUAGUGCCCCACUCCGCACAGCUCCUGCCUGGAAGAAGUUCUCCAGGCAGGCUGGCUGAAGAGGAUGCCCAUACACAUGUCUCCCCGUCCAACACCAAGCCCAAAGGUGCUGAGUUUCCACAAUGGAGAGCUCCUCAAGCGAGGAAGACUUCUAGGCUGUUUGCUUGGCUGCACCAGUCACCUUCCAACAGCAGUGGUCUUGGUCCUCAUGGUGCCCUGGCCUUGGCAGCAGCUUUUCCCGUGGUGCCAGCUGAUAAAACCACAGCGGGUCCUCCUUCCCCACCGAGAUCCUCCAGGAAGAGCGAGAAGCACCUUGAGAAGAGGUGGCCUUCGAGGUCCUCCACUGUGGAAAGAUGAAGGCCUCGUGGAGGAAAGUCAUUGAAAGAGGCUUUGUUUUGGCGCUUUUGGGUUUAAUUUCCUUACUUCUGGACACUAUGGUGCGUGCUGCUUUCCACAAGCAGGACCCUGCAGGUCAUCCACUCGUUGUUCCUUGUAAAUACGACGAAGGAGAAGUGCUGGUUCACUUUCUAGUCGCUCCCGUCCUCCUCCCGUGCUGUGUUACCUGCCUGGCUUGAGACAGCCACGUAGGAAAGCACCAAAGAGCAUCCCAAACCACGAGCAGAAGUCGCCGAGGGCAUCACUCAGGCCCUGACCUCAUUAUUUUUUGGUUUUUAACACUCAACACACAGAAAACACCCCACGACAAGAGGUACCAGACGUUUACACUAGACAAAAUACUUUUUUUUUUUUUUGCAGUGGAACAACUGAACCCAUAGGACUUGUUUUGCUAAUUUAUCUAUAUAAACGGAUAUUGUAUGAGCAAAUUUGCAGCUGUUGUGUAAAUACUGUAUAUUGCAGAAAAUCAGUAUUAUUUUUAAGAGGUUUUUUUUUUUGUGCUGUCAGACAACUGUUUACCUACAUCGCGUUCUGGACAAGUAGAGGUGCCUGCCAUCCAGUACUGCCUUACUGACAUUCCAAGAGUUGAUUUUUAAUUUUAUUUUUUUUUUAAAAGCAGCAUUAUCAUAAAAGGAGGAGUUCCAUUUCCACAUGCCAUCUGCUGACACCAGGAAAAGGAGUUGGGGGUUUUCUUUUUUAGUAUCAACAACGUGAUGCUUUCUUUUGAAAUAGGGGUGGGGAAAAAAUUGU
This is a messenger RNA of Calidris pugnax (ruff), 4359 nucleotides long. RefSeq names its product ADAM metallopeptidase with thrombospondin type 1 motif 3 (gene ADAMTS3). The record is from RefSeq and is a predicted model, not a curated record. Bases 1 to 3570 code for a protein of 1189 amino acids. The transcript is spliced from 22 exons. Gene Ontology annotation, biological process: proteolysis; extracellular matrix organization. Gene Ontology annotation, molecular function: metalloendopeptidase activity. Lineage: Eukaryota; Metazoa; Chordata; Aves; Charadriiformes; Scolopacidae. Gene Ontology annotation, cellular component: extracellular matrix.